This is a messenger RNA of Strongyloides ratti, 678 nucleotides long. RefSeq lists its product as hypothetical. Bases 1 to 678 code for a protein of 225 amino acids. The transcript has a single exon. NCBI's taxonomy places the organism in Eukaryota, Metazoa, Nematoda, Chromadorea, Rhabditida, Strongyloididae. The record is from RefSeq and is a predicted model, not a curated record.
AUGCCAAUGCCAAGUACUGUACCAGUGUGGAUAUAUGUUAUAUUUAGAAAAAAUCCAUCAAGUGGUCAUGAAAAACUUGGAGUAAAUGUAUCUUCAGAUGGUCCAGUUUUUUGGAAUCGUGAGGUUGCCUAUGUCUUUUGUUGUUCAUGCCAUUUUGAUAAACAUGAAGAAGAAUUAUUAAGAUUAUUUGAUAGGUAUCAAACAAGAAUUGAAAGAAUUUGUCUUGUUGAUAGGCCUUUAGAUUAUCCAUUUUUACCAGAUUCAUUAUUUACUUAUAUGGCAACAGUAUUAAGUAAUCUUCAAUUUAUUUAUCUAAGAGAAUUAGAUUUAGAAAAAGUUAAUAGAGGAACAGUUGAAAAAUUAUCUAGACAUAGAAAUUUAAAAAAACUUAUUGUUCAUGGUUGUAGAAAUUAUGAUGUUUUUCAAGAUUUUAAAGGAUUACCCCAACUUUUAGUUGUUAAAGGAGAAAUUGUUGGUUUAAAAGCUAUGCUUGGUGAUAUUUUUGAUUUUGAUACAUCUAGUCCAAUUUCAACUAGUUCCAGUACAACUGAUGCUACUGAUGAUGAAAAAAAAGAACCUGAAGAAAUGGUAUCUGAAAUUGGUACUCCAGAUGAAUUAUCAGAAUCUAUUGAUGUAAAACUUCAAGCAUCUUUUAAUAAAAUUACUGUACAAGAUUAA